Messenger RNA from Coccomyxa subellipsoidea C-169, 1716 nucleotides. RefSeq lists its product as hypothetical. Bases 1 to 1716 code for a protein of 571 amino acids. The transcript is spliced from 11 exons. The record is from RefSeq and is a predicted model, not a curated record. NCBI's taxonomy places the organism in Eukaryota, Viridiplantae, Chlorophyta, Trebouxiophyceae, Coccomyxaceae.
AUGGCGACGGGGGAUGAAGAACCAGCGGAAGACCUGGCCCCCGUGCGCUUGGAGGCGCUGACCAUCUCGACCUCAGGCAACGAGCCUCUCCCGCCGGCGACCGCUCAGGAUGCUCCCCGAGUCAGGCUGCGCACCCCUGGGCUCACGACUGCCUGUGUCGUUCACGCAGUGCUGCGGGUCGAGGAGGAGCGGCUUUUAGUGCACCGUGUGCUACAAUUCUACGGUCUGGAGACGUCAACCAUUGAGGAGGGUGCACAGCAAGGGAAGAUCAUGGGCAGAAGAACUUCGAGGACCGGACUGCCUCUGAUGAAGCUUGCAGACGCCGUGCGUGUGACUCCGCGGACCAGAAGUGGUGGCUCUGAUGCAUCGAGGGUGCUUCGAAAGAAAACCUCCAUGGGUUCUAGAGGCUCUGCAGACAGCGAUCCUGGCAGAGGCCCCGCUGCCAGCAGCAGCAAGGAGAGCUUGGACUCCAGCAGUGCUGCCCUUGAAGGCGCUGAAGCAGCGAGGGCUUCCAGGACAGAGGGCUCCAAAUGGGACAGCGGGAACUUUGAAGGAGCAGGCCCCGGCAGCGUCAAAGGCAAGGCACAGUCUGGCAAAGGGCCUCUUGGCUUGGAGACACGGCCACAGCUGGAGCGCCAGCAGGAGUUCCAGAGGGCCAAGGCACGCGCAUUUCCCACGGAGGGCCCAUCUCUGGAGAGGCGCGCCAGCGGCCACCACUCCAGCACAAGCGGAAGCCCAGGCGUUGCAGGCAGUGGCGGGCCUUUGUCGAGGAGCCUGGCGCGCGAAAUUGCAGGGCCAGCCCAGCAACGGAAGGGACCGGGGCCGCAGGACAGCGGCGCCGGCUCGAGCUGGAAGAAGGGCCUGUUGCGCGGCUGGGAGGAGGCGUUGCCUGGCCCAGACUUCCAGCGGGAGGCUCUGCAGCAGUUUGGACCUGGGCCCGGCGAGCAGGGCAUGGCACACCCUUCCGUGCAGCGUACCUUCUCCUCAGAGUUCCCCUACCUGGGAGCGGGGGGUCAGCCGCCGCCGCCGCCGGGGGCCGGCAGGGGGCCGCGCGUGGCGCCGCUGUCGGACCCGGGAUCGCCCAGCGCAUCGGCGUCGGCUCGCUCGUCCCGGGGGCAGCAGCCGCAGGCGCAGGUGAUGGUGCCCAUGCAGCUGCCGCUGCCGCCGGAGCAGCAGCAGUCCGGCCGGUUCCUGCCCGUCGGCAACGUCGCCCCGCUGCCCGGCUACGGGCAUCCUAUGCAGAUACCCCCCGGCUACGCCUUUGUGCCCUCUCAGCCCCAGAUGCCGGGGAUGCCCAUCUACGGCCAGGGGCACCUGGUGCCGAUUGGCAACAUGGCGAUGCAGCCGCCCUACGGCUACAUGGCGGCUGCGCCGCAGCCGGGACAGGGCAUGGAGGGAACCCCCAUGCCCAUGCUUCACAUAAGCCACGCACGCCCCACGAUGCCCAUGUAUGCCGACUACCACUCUGCCGGCAGCUACCAAGGCCCUCAGGGCUAUGGCAUGCCCCUGCACGCAGUCAUGCAGGGCCCCCAGCAGCCGCAGCUGCAGCAGGCGCAGUACGCGCAGCUGCAGCAGCCCAUGCUGCAGCAGCCGGGCCUGCAGUCCUACCAGCCGCAGUUUGCCACAGCUCGGGCAUCGGGGCUGCCCUCGCAGGCGUCGCUGGAUUCGCACAAGUCCCACCAGUCGAGCCAGCACCAGAGCGACCCGGAGCAGUGA